Messenger RNA from Aureobasidium vineae, 1605 nucleotides. The record is from the annotation of a GenBank genome assembly. NCBI's taxonomy places the organism in Eukaryota, Fungi, Ascomycota, Dothideomycetes, Dothideales, Saccotheciaceae.
AUGGCUGCCUCCAUCGCCAGUUCGGACUCUGGCAACUCCAGCGACUCAGCCACAAGCAGCAUCCACAGCGAGCGCAAAGAAGUAAACCAAAAUGGAUCUAGAAAGCGCCGUAGACUCUCACCCACCGGAUCAGAAGACUCGGACUCGGAGCUGGAACCUCAACAGCAGCAAAAGGUUGUUCCUCCCAUGGCCACUGCAUCUCGCAUUCAACCAUCCAUUUCGCGCAUCAAGGCCAANGCCAACAACAUCUUCAACAACCACCAAUUCUACCCCACAGAAACUAUCACCGCAGCCCAGAAAGGCAAUGAAAAGUCUACGUUUGCGGAUCUGAAUGUUUCGCCUUGGUUGGUAUCUUCACUCGCCAACAUGGCCAUCAAAAACCCCACACGCAUUCAAUCAGCAGCAAUCCCCGAGAUCCUUUCCGGACGCGACUGUAUCGGUGGCAGUAGGACAGGUUCAGGAAAAACCGUUGCCUUUGCAGUGCCCAUCCUACAACAAUGGGCCAAAGACCCCUUUGGCAUUUUCGGUCUCGUGCUCACGCCAACCCGCGAACUGGCACUGCAGAUUUUCGAACAGUUCAAGGCUAUUGGUGCGGUACAGAAUCUCAAGGUUUGUUUGGUGACUGGAGGCGCGGAUAUGAGGGCGCAAGCUAUUGAGUUGGCGAGGAGGCCGCAUGUGGUUAUUGCCACGCCGGGAAGGCUUGCGGAUCACAUCAAUAGCAGUGGUGAAGAGAGUAUUGCUGGAUUACGACGAGUCAAGUUUGUGGUUCUGGAUGAGGCGGAUAGAUUGUUGGCGGCUGGCAANGGGAGUAUGUUGCCUGAUUUGGGGGUUUGCAUGGAGGUAUUGCCCGAGAGUGGGAAGAGACAGACUUGUCUGUUUACCGCAACUGUCACGGCAGAAGUCAGAGCAUUGCAGGAUAGACCCCGNGCCAAAGGCAAACCUCCUGUGGCCGUGUGUGAGGUUGAUCUAGACACCCUCGCCAUCCCAGACACCCUGCACCAAACCUACUGUCUCGUCAACGUCGUGCACAAGGAAAAAUACCUCCACGUCCUCCUCCUCACCGAGGCAAACCUNCAAAAACCAACAAUCAUCUUCGUCAACCGCACCUCCACCGCAAACCUCCUCGAACACAUGUUACGUUCCCUCGACCACCGCGUCACUUCUCUGCAUUCAGGUCUCCAGCAAUCCGACCGCACGAACAAUCUCGCUCGCUUCCGCGCAAAUGCCGCUCGCAUUCUCGUCUGCACUGACAUUGCCGCCAGAGGACUGGACAUCCCCUCCGUUGCGCUAGUCGUAAACUACGAUCUNCCCCGCGAUCCAGAUGACUAUGUGCAUAGGGUUGGUAGAACGGCGAGAGCNGGGAGACAAGGUACGAGUGUCAGUUUGGUGGGCCAGAGGGAUGUAGGAUUGGUUCAGGCGAUUGAGGAGAGGGUGGGACGUCAGAUGGAGGAGUAUGUAGAGGAAGGUGUUAAUGUGGAGAGUAGGGUUGUGAGAGAUGCAUUGAAUGUUGUUGGCGAUAAGAAGAGGGAGGCGCUUUUGGCAAUCGAGGAAGGUAGAGAUGUCAAAGGCAAGAGAAGAAAGCAGGGGAGAAGUGCUGGCAAGUAG